Euleptes europaea (tarantolino) is the source of this 1053-nucleotide messenger RNA. RefSeq names its product transmembrane protein 120A (gene TMEM120A). The coding region runs from base 28 to 1053 and encodes 341 amino acids. NCBI's taxonomy places the organism in Eukaryota, Metazoa, Chordata, Lepidosauria, Squamata, Sphaerodactylidae. The transcript has 12 exons. Gene Ontology annotation, biological process: fat cell differentiation. Gene Ontology annotation, cellular component: membrane. The record is from RefSeq and is a predicted model, not a curated record.
GGCGUCGACGAGGCCGCCGCUGCCGCCAUGAGCCGCCGGCCUUCGUUCAGCGAGUGCCUGCGCGACUGGGAGGAGCUGCAGGACGGCUUCCAGCGCGUGCAGGAAACCCACAGGUUGUACAAGCAGAAGUUGGAAGAGCUGACAAAGCUCCAGGAUGGGAUCUCCAGCUCCAUCACCCGGCAGAAGAAACAGCUGAAGGAGCUAUCGCUGGCCCUCAAAAAGUGCAAGUCUUACCUUCUUGCCGAUCAGGAGGAGACCGUCCAGGAGAUCCAGGACAUGAUCAAAGAGCGGCAGAAUGUCUUCUUUGAAAUGGAAGCUUAUUUGCCCAAGAAGAACGGGUUGUACCUGAGCCUUGUGCUGGGGAACGUGAACGUCACCCUGCUCAGCAAGCAGGCUAAGUUUGCCUACAAGGAUGAAUAUGAGAAGUUCAAGCUCUACCUCACCAUCAUCCUCAUCAUUAUCUCCUUCACCUGCCGGUUCCUCCUCAACUCCAGGGUGACGGACGCCGUCUUCAAUUUCCUCCUGGUCUGGUACUACUGCACACUCACCAUCCGGGAGAGCAUCCUGAUCAACAACGGCUCCAAGAUCAAGGGCUGGUGGGUUUUCCAUCACUAUAUUUCCACCUUCCUUUCCGGCGUCAUGUUGACGUGGCCGGAUGGACUCAUGUAUCAGAUGUUCAGGAACCAGUUCCUUUCCUUUUCCAUGUACCAGAGUUUUGUGCAGUUCCUGCAGUAUUACUACCAGAGCGGCUGCCUCUACCGGCUUCGAGCCCUGGGGGAACGACACAACAUGGACCUCACUGUGGAGGGCUUCCAGUCCUGGAUGUGGAGGGGCCUCACCUUCCUGCUUCCGUUCCUCUUCUUUGGCCAAUUCUGGCAGCUUUACAACGCCAUCACCCUCUUCCGACUGGCGAGGCAUCCCCAGUGCAAAGAAUGGCAGGUGCUGAUGUGUGGCUUUCCUUUCUUCGUCCUCUUCGCCGGCAACUUCUUCACCACCUUGCGGGUGGUCCAUCAGAAGUUCCAGGAGAAGACCAAGGAUUCCAAGAAGCAGUGA